Molecule: messenger RNA, 242 nt
Organism: Acaulospora morrowiae
Lineage: Eukaryota; Fungi; Glomeromycota; Glomeromycetes; Diversisporales; Acaulosporaceae
Source: the annotation of a GenBank genome assembly
AUGUCACUUGUCCAAUUCGUAACGUUCUCCUCUGCCGUAGAAGCGUCCUUUUGGCAUAAUUUAUCUACGCGUAAAAUUGACUUAUACAAACUAGACGAUGCCCCACAGAAACUUGUGGGAUAUUACACCACUGGUCAUUUUCUACAAUCACAAAAUUCCACCGAAGCAAAUAUCGCAGUACCGGCGCGUUUGUGCCUCGGAACGGGUGCUUUUUACGAGGAUAAUGACGAAUCCUUUUCGCG